This is a messenger RNA of Dreissena polymorpha, 6113 nucleotides long. RefSeq lists its product as uncharacterized. Bases 82 to 1632 code for a protein of 516 amino acids. The transcript has 14 exons. The record is from RefSeq and is a predicted model, not a curated record. Lineage: Eukaryota; Metazoa; Mollusca; Bivalvia; Myida; Dreissenidae.
AACUGCGCCAUUUUGACCUCUGUUAACAGUGCAUUCUUUGAUAUCAAGUUACCUCACCCGUGUCGUGAGUACGCGAGAAAGAUGGCAGAAUCAAAAUCGAAGUCAAGAAAGAGAGCAUAUGUAUAUAGCAAUCCAUAUUCUCUUGCUGGAACUUUGAAGUAUGACUCUUUUGCGAUGCCAACAUCAAGCCGUACAGGCACAGUUCCCCGAGUUGGAUCAUUAGGUGCCAGGCAAAUGCAAGGGACAUCGUAUGCAACUGCUCAGACCAAGAAUGGACGUACUGCUAAAUAUACACAAGAAAGUCCUGCAUUUUCCGGCUCCAUAACAUUACCAGUUUUGCCAUCAGAAGCCGAACAAUAUUAUAGUUUGAUCAAGUCAACGGGUUCAUAUAUGCCCGUAAACGAAUCUCUGGAUGUAUUCGUUCUGUUAGACUGCGACGAGCACACAAAAUUCAUAAAGGCAAAUUCCCCAGUGAUUGUAAAUCGCAAAGGAUCAUGCUACACAUGCACAUGUUCACCAGACAGGACACAAUUCGUUGAUAAUUUUGAAACGCCCACUCCAGAGGUAGACCGAUUACAUCCCGAAUGUGUUCAUAUCUUUGUCGUGAAAAUCAUUUUCCAAGAAUAUCUAAAUAGAGCCGGUCUGGAAGAUUGUCCUGUCCUUAAAGAUGCAUGUGGACAUGACUAUGCUAGCAAUAUCGCAUAUGGAAAAGAGUUAGAUGAGUCACAUGAACACAUAGUUCCAUUUUUGGACAACAAGUAUGUUGUGCGUGUUGACGGAAGUUACUCCGUUUUACGGACAAAUUUCGGUACAUUAAAGUGUCUAACUUGCAAAAAUGGUAACAGCUGCAAACACACGCAAUUUGUAAAUGAACUGCUGAACCAAUCAGUAGAAGAUAUGUCUGAAUGCGUGCAUAAAAUUCAUUGUGAAAUUCAUAUUAUGAGCAACAAAAAUAAUUACGAACUCAAGUGCUUUUCCUCUCAUAAGAUCCCCUUUAUAUUGGAUAAUUGCGCCAUAAAUAAACGAUCUUCCGAUCUGUAUCCAAUAAAUGAUGGUAUUCGUCAAGUGUUACCAAGGCAUCAAAAGAAAUGUAUGAUUUGCCAAAAUUUACAAUUUGAACUCAAACCAGUGGAACAUGUGUCUACAUUCCUUUCGAAGUACGAGUGUGUCCCUGUUCAAGUGUACGAGAGGAUAUGCGUGGCAACCGGUUGCAGUUCCGUUACAUGUUAUGAUGGGCAACAAGACUGUGUACUGAACAUGGGGCGAUUUCUCAUCCACUACGAAGUGCUGAGGGAUUUCAUGUUUCAGUAUCUGUAUUCGAGAUCAACAAUGUUCUUCUUUUACAACGUCUGGCUGCAACAUCAAUCCGAUAACGGGAACACGCAAUUUGCCCGAAUAUUCUCGUACAUGUACUUUCGACAGACGUGGUUCGCUUAUCUGCAGUUGAUGGACAUUGACUUUGAAGCGGAUUUUACGUGUCGUGAAUGUGGUCCAUCACCGGUCAGUCCAUGCUUUUUGAUGGCACAUGCCUGUCUUUUAAAAAAAACUUUUUAUGUAGCGAUGAGGACAUACUUCUGGAAAAGCAGACUUCCAAACUUUCUGGCAGAUAUGUAUAAUGUUUUUGUUUAUUAAAUAUAUGUUUAUAUAAGUGUUUCUAUUCAAGAUGUAAAUAACAUUGUGAAAAUAUACGUCAAAUGUAUGCUAACAUUUAUUAUCCACAUCAAAGAAUGUUUUCAAAUGCUGUUUGUCGUUUAUGGGUCACUAGAUCGGUCGGUUUGUAUGUACGCUCACUAAGCCCUCUUCAUCAUAACCUUCAAACAAUAAUGAAUAGGUUCAUAAAAUACAGGCAAAGUACUCUACUAAGUGUAUGGAGAUACUCGCGUCUGUUUCCUUGGAAAUAACCGAGAACUUACGUAGGCUUUGUAGCGAAGAUCGGAAAGACAAACUCUUGAUCGAUAUGCGAACAUCAUAAGUACUCUGCAAACACAAACACUCUGAAUCAAACUGUUCAUUGCUUUUAAAACUAUGAGCUUAAAAUGAUUUAUAUAGAACAUUUAUGUUUUACCGCAUAGCUUUUGUCGGGAAUAAUUAUUUUUAUCAAUGUUUGAUUAUUAUUAUAUAUUAUAUUCAACAUUUCACUAGUCACAGCGAGUGAGUGUUCAUCCCGAAUAAAGCCGCACAAACUCUAGUUGCACGCUUCUGCAGCAGACGUGAUGGGCUUCAACCGGAGGAAUUCACUACGAUAUAAUUUUUGCUGGAAAUACACCAACCCUCUAUGGUGCCUUUGCUAGAGUGUUUCCAACAGAUUGGUUGUACGCAGUUUUCUCCUGAGGAGUAUGUUGAUUUAUUGAAUGCACUAUCUAAGAACUCGCCAGUGUGUGCAACAUUCCCUUUGUUAAAGCUACAUUUGAUACAGAACAUCAUAGAAAGUUGCCGAGUUGAAGCUGAGAUUCUGUCCGAAUGUCAAACUCACAUUCCCGUGUUAUUUAGAUUUUUAUCUACAAAUCGGGUCAGGUGUCCAGUGCAGUUAAAUGUGUUCUCAUCGCUGUGAUGGAGAAGACACGUGCGCCUUUCAAAGGGAGAGAGAUCCACGCCACUCCAGUGUGUGAAUCGGAUCACUCCUUAUCUUUUUUUCCCAGUUUGCCAUGUUUGAGGAAGAGAGGAGUGUAUAGUGCUGAUAAAGAAAAAAGUACCAGUGGUUGCCAGAAGAACGGGGGUCGACAUCAUGCACUAUUUCCUGGCAUUUUCACUACAUUUUGUCCUCAUGGAAUCUGCUAUGGAUUCGAGGUGAUGGAAUGUGCAGAAUCCCCAAACAGGCCUUUUACUUUCCUUAAAACAAGAUUUGAAAGGGCACCAGAAAUCAUUAUUUACGACAAUACGUGCAAUCUUCAUCAGUAUGCCUUAAACAGGGAUCCAGUUUUCUUCUCUCAUACAAGAAUGGUUGUGGAUGGAUUGCAUUGGGAUAACCAUACUGCCUGUGCAAUUGGCUACAAGGGAUUAGACUACCCCUUCAUACGACGGAUCAACACCCAGAUUGUUGAACAAAAUAAUGCAAAAUUGAAAAAAUUAAAAUCAUCUUUAUCUUACAUGACGCCCGCUCAUUUUUUGAUGAGUUUGAAAUUCUUUUUGUGGCACUGCAAUUUUACAUUAAAAAGGUGUAGUCAAAGUGGGAGAAACAAUACGUGCUAAAAUGUAGGACGUUAGCUAUCCACAACUAACAAUGUGUGUUUGAUUUACACAAGAAAGGGCGUUUCUUGUACUUUUGGCACAAAAAAUAUGUUUAUGUGUUGUGUAAAAAUAGCUCUUCUAAAAGUGCCACCAAAUGUUCUUGGUCAUAUAUAAGAGUGUUUAAGUCCUUUUAUCUUUGCUAUGUAUUUAAAUGACCUAGAAGUUGAACUGUUCUUAAAAGGUGCUGAAGGUGUUAAUAUUGGUACUCUUAAGAUUGUUCUGUUAAUGUAGUGCAGAUGACUUUGUGAUUUUUGCAAAUUCUGCAGAAGAACUGCAAAAAAAAUCUAGAUUUUUUAUCAACAUAUUGUAACAGAUGGAAAUUAACUGUUUAUAGAGAUAAAACCAAAGUUCUUAUAUUUAGAAAAGGUAGUAGACUUCCAAAUAAUCUAAACUUAUUAUGAUGGAAACCACAUAGAACUUGUGAAUAAGUAUUCUUAUCUCGGUUUAAUAUUUAACAUUAUGAGGUUCAUUCAAGGAAUCACAUGAGAAAUUGUCCGGUCAGGCUCUUAAAGCAAUAUUUAAACUCAGAAAAUAUCCGUACAGUUACGUUUAUAUUACCGUUGAACAUAUGUUAGAUCUCUUUGAAAAGAUGGUUUAAUCAAUACUGUUUUAUUGUGUUGAGAUUUUUGGAUUUACUCGAGCAACGCCGAUUGAAAGAGUGCAUACAAAGUUUUGCAAGUCUGUAUAAGUUGUUAAAUGUAACACUCAAAAAGAUUUUAUUUAUGGUGAUCUUGGCCGUAUGGAUUUACAUUACCAAAGGCUUGUUUGUAUUAUUAAAUAUUGAUUGAAGAUCACUGGCUGUAGUGAUAGAAAAUAUGUGUCAUGUAUUUACAAUACUAUGUUAAAUGAUAUUGAUUAUAACCACGUAAGCAAAACUGGGCUUCACUUGUUAAAGAUACGUUGUGUAGAUUAGGUUUCUAUCAUGUAUGGCUGCAACAGAGUGUUGGAAACAAUAACCAGUUAAUUAGUGUAUUUAAAAAUCAGCGUGUAAAGGACAUAUUUGUACAGGAUUGGCUUUGUAAAUUGGAAAAUUCAUCUCAAGCGAUAUUCUAUAACACUUUCCGUAAUUUCGAAUUUUAACCAUAACCUAAACAUGUAAAUGUUAAAUGCUAUAGAAAUGCUCUUACAAAGUUACGUAUGUCAUCACAUAGAUUAAAUAUUGAAACAGGUAGAUGGAAUAGAACGCCAAUGGAACAAAGGCUAUGUAACAAAUAUAAUAAGAGGACGAAUUUCAUUUUCUUUUUGAGUGUAAGCUAUAUGAUAGUGUACGAGGUAAAAAUCUUAAGCAUUAUUACUGUCAUAGACCAAAUAUGUUUAAAACUGUUGAGCUGAUUACAAAAGAUAUGUGUGAAAUAUUACGAAACCUAGCUGUAUGUAAGCAAAGCCUUCGAACUGAGAAAAGCACAUUAUACAAUGCAUUAAUAUUUAUAUUGUUUAUUGUAUAGCAUAAGCUUUAAUUCACUAUCAGUUUCCUGAUUCACUUGUCGGUAUAUCAAAAUUGCAAUCGUUGUCGGUGUUACUGGGGUCUCUGCAUUGCAAAUAUAGGCAUAAAUAAUUAUCAAACACCAUAAAGACAAAGUAUUAAGCGUCAUACGUGUAUUACAUGACUACAGAUAAAUUUUAAAUUAUGUACACAGGGAUUUAUAAAAAUAGAAAUCGUUUUUAACACAUGGUGAUGUAUACAUAUUGUAUAAUAUUAGUGUGGUAGGAUCAUAUGCAUGUAAAAGAUAGAUCCAUUAUUGAUGAUAACAGUGUCAUUGAUGAAACAGUUUAUUCAAGUCUCAUCACCUUAGAAUUAUUGUGCUUAUGUUUUCGUAAUAUACUAUGAAUAUUGCAUCAUGUUAUGUGAAUAUAACAUUAUUAUAUGUAAUAUAAAAUAUAUGAAUAUUACAUCAUGAUAGGUGAUAUGUGUUUACCAAAAGUAUAAUAUUAAUAUUGCAUCAUGAUAUGGGAUAUAUGUGAUGUUAGGAAAAUGUGAUGUAAGUUGAUUCCAGGAAAUAAGAUCUUGCAAAUAUUUGCAUUUAUCAUGACCGGCGCUCUGAGUAUUUGUAUUAAGAACAUACAGUUUGUUUGAAAUUUGAUAUUUAUGCCCCCCUUCGAAGAAGAGGGGGUAUAUUGCUUUGCACAUGUCGGUCGGUCUGUCGGUCCGUCCACCAGAUGGUUUCCGGAUGAUAACUCAAGAACGCUUAGGCCAAGGAUCAUGAAACUUCAUAGGUACAUUUAUCAUGACUCGCAGAUGACCCCUAUUGAUUUUCAGGUCACUAGGUCAAAGGUCAAGGUCACAGUGACUCGAAACAGUAAAUGGUUUUCGGAUGAUAACUCAAGAACGCUUAUGCCUAGGAUCAUGAAAGUCCAUAGGUACAUGAUCAUGAGUGGCAGAUGACCCCUAUUGAUUUUCAGGUCACUAGGUCAAAGGUCAAGGUCCACGUAUUCACGCAAUGACUGCCACUACAACUGACAGCCAAUAUGGGGGGCAUGCAUGUAUUACAAACAGCCCUUGUUUGAACUUGAUGUUAGAUGUACAGUGAGAUGUUAGUUUACGUUCUACGUAAAACGAAUUUGUGUUAAUGAUUUUGAAAGUGUUAUUUUUUAUUGACACUUUUUGUAGAACAUGCUUUUCAAAUAGAAAUAUUGAAAUAUCAAAUUAAUAUAUGCUGUGUAAAUACUGUAUGUUUCUUUAGAAAAUUGAUUUUGAAUUUCUAGUGGAGGCGAUAUGUAGGAUUUGUAUCAGAACAUUAUUGUUAUUCAACCAUAACGUUUUUUAUGCAACACCAUGUGUUACGAAUAUAUGAAUGAUAUGAUAUGUGUUGAACACGGACCAUAACAGCCUAUUUAAACUGUGUAAAUAUGUAUAUGUAUUUGUCGAAAUAAAAGUUCUAUAUAUA